AGUUGCAGUCAUUGCGUCUUCUCUGAGAAGCCAAAAAAAUAAUGAAGAGGUAAAGCGGAGAAGACGGAGUGUGAAGAAGAAGGAUCAAAGCGAAACGGAAACUUACCCCUCAAGUUAUCUCCCAUCUCUUUCUGUCUCUCUGUCGAAACUCUUGUGGACCUGUGGUCUUUGCCUAUUGAUGCUGUCUUCUUCGGUUUCGCCAUUAAAGCUCUCACGCCGUCUCACAAGGGGAAUCUGUAAGUUGGCCUCACGGAAAAGUUGCAGUAAAUUUCAUCCCUUACCCAUUAAAAUCCUGUCAAUCCUGCAUUCUCUAACCAGACAAACAGGGGUUUGUUUCUCUUUCUUAUGGAGGUGAUGAAGAACACAAGAAAGCAUUUUCUUGUCUCUGUAAUUUCUCUGUUAGCUCUGUUAUACAUUCCACUGAGCACAUUCGCCAUUUUAGACCCUCUUGAUUUCCUGGCUUUGCAAAAUAUUCGUAAAUCUCUGGAUGACAUGCCUGGCUCGAAUUUCUUUUCCUCGUGGGACUUUACCUCCGACCCCUGUAACUUCGCCGGUGUAUACUGUGAAGCUGACAAGGUAAUCUCUUUGAACCUGGGUGAUCCUAGAGCUGGUUCUCCUGGUCUCAGUGGCCGAAUCGACCCUGCAAUCGGGAAGCUCUCUGCUCUCGCGGAGCUCUCCAUUGUUCCUGGCAGAAUCAUGAGUUCUCUUCCACAAACGUUAUCUCAGCUGAAAAACCUUCGAUUCCUCGCCAUAAGCAAGAAUUUCAUUUCAGGCGAGAUACCCACAUCUCUCGCCGAUCUCCGGGGCCUUCAAACCCUUGAUCUUAGCUACAAUCAACUCACCGGCGAGAUUCCUCCGUCCAUCGGAGCAAUCCCUUCACUGUUCAAUGUAAUUCUCUCUCACAACCACCUCACUGGUUCAGUCCCUUCCUUCAAUUCCCAAACCCUAACCCGUCUCGAUCUCAAGCACAACAAUCUCACCGGAGCUAUCUCACCUUCUUCUCUUCCACCGUCGCUUCAGUACCUCUCCCUGUCCAACAACCGGUUGAGUGGACCGGUAGACCGGCUAUUGCCCCGACUCAACCGGUUAAACUACCUCGACCUGGGCUUGAACCGGUUCACUGGCAGCAUUCCGGGCAUUCUAUUCACAUUCCCGAUCACGAACCUUCAGUUGCAGAGAAACUUUUUCGCUGGCCCAGUUAAACCGGUGGAUGAGGUUACAAUCACUGCCGUCGAUCUGAGUUACAACCGAUUUUCCGGCGAGAUAUCGCCAUUGUUGUCGACAGUACAGAACUUGUAUCUGAACAAUAACAGAUUCACAGGGCAGGUUCCUGGCAGCUUCGUUGACCGGUUAUUGGCCGCAGGGAUACAGAUACUAUACCUACAGCAUAACUACCUGACCGGAAUCGAAAUCAAUCCGACAUCGGAGAUUCCUAUGAGCAGCUCUUUGUGUUUGCAGUAUAACUGUAUGGUGCCGCCGGUGCUAACCACCUGCCCUGUCAAGGCUGGUGAGCAGAAGACGCGGCCGACCACUCAGUGUGCCGAGUGGAGGGGAUAAAGUGGGAGUUAGUAUAGAUGGUAAGGGUAAAAGUGGAAUGUAAUUCUUUUUGGUAUAGAUGGUAAGGGUAAAGUGGGAAUGUAAUUCUUUUUUUUUUGGAAGUACAUUGUUUUUAGUUUCUUGGGGCUAAGCUCUGAAUUUUGAUUCAUUUAUUUGUAAUAUUAGUAUUAUUAUAUAGAUUGGGGAUGGGUUAUUAA
Macadamia integrifolia is the source of this 1754-nucleotide messenger RNA. RefSeq names its product LRR receptor-like serine/threonine-protein kinase ERL1. The coding region runs from base 346 to 1557 and encodes 403 amino acids. The record is from RefSeq and is a predicted model, not a curated record. Lineage: Eukaryota; Viridiplantae; Streptophyta; Magnoliopsida; Proteales; Proteaceae. Gene Ontology annotation, molecular function: protein binding. The transcript has a single exon.